GAGCGAGGAGGCAACAACUCCUUCACCCAUGAAGCCCUCACGCUCAAGUACAAACUGGACAAUCAGUUUGAGCUGGUGUUUGUGGUGGGAUUCCAGAAGAUCCUGACUCUAACCUACGUGGACAAGUUGAUAGACGACGUCCAUAAAGAGUUUCGAGACAAGUAUCGCAACGAGUUCCAGCAGAAAGGUGCUCUGGGCCUCCUAAAUGGAACCUUUGAUUUUAAAGACGACUUCAUGCGCCUCCUCCGGGACGCGGAGGAGAGCAGCAGAGUGCGAGCUCCCACCGUGAUGAAGACGUUUGAGCAGUCUCUGAAAUCCCAGAAGACUGUCAAGUGUAUGAUUGAAACCCGAGGGGAGAAACCAAAGGAGAAAGUCAAGAACAAGAAGAAUAAAGGUUCCAAAAAGGAGGGAGCUGAAGCUGUCCCAGCACCCAGCAAAGCAUCCACGGGGGACAAGCAGCUCUCAGCAGCAGGAGACAAGGAAGAACUGACCAAGGAUGAAAUCCUGCAAAAGAACCGGGAAGAAUUCUUCAGGAGACACAUGAAAGCUGGGGAGAAGUCCAGAUCUCCAAAGCCUGACGCACAGAAGGAGAAAGGGAAGAAGCCCCGAGUGUGGGAUCUGGGGAACUCCAAUGCCAAAGUACUGGAUUACAGUAAUUCCGCUACCAACGGCAGCGCCGAGGCCUGUCCUGUGGAGGAGUUUGACCCUGACAUGGCCCUGGGGGACAGGAACCGGGAGCCAGGUCGCCUCUACGACCUGGAGUACGAGAGUGAUGACGAAGCUGAGGAGGAGAAGGUUGUCCAGAACCCUUCCAAACCCAGCGCGAAGAAGGGUGGCCUGGGGGGCAUGUUUGGCAUGCUGAAGGGCCUGGUGGGCUCCAAGAGCUUGACCAGAGAGGACAUGGACCCUGUGCUGGAGAAGAUGAAGGAUCACUUGAUCGCUAAAAAUGUGGCAGCUGAGAUUGCAGUGCAGCUCUGUGAAUCCGUGGCCAAGAAACUGGAAGGGAAGGUGAUGGGAACAUUCACCACGGUGACCUCAACGGUGAAGCAGGCGCUGCAGGAGGCUCUGGUGCAGAUCCUGCAGCCCCAGCGCCGUGUGGACGUGCUCCGCGAUGUCAUGGAUGCUCAACGCCAUCGCCGACCCUACGUCGUCACCUUCUGCGGCGUCAACGGUGUCGGCAAGUCCACCAACCUGGCCAAGAUCUCAUUCUGGCUGAUCGAGAACGGCUUCAGCGUGCUGAUCGCGGCGUGCGACACGUUCCGCGCUGGCGCGGUGGAGCAGCUGCGCACGCACACGCGGCGCCUCAACGCGCUGCACCCCCCGGAGAGCCACGGCGGG
Molecule: messenger RNA, 1338 nt
Organism: Acanthisitta chloris (rifleman)
Lineage: Eukaryota; Metazoa; Chordata; Aves; Passeriformes; Acanthisittidae
Gene: SRPRA
Product: signal recognition particle receptor (docking protein)
Exons: 10
Biological process (GO): SRP-dependent cotranslational protein targeting to membrane
Cellular component (GO): signal recognition particle receptor complex; endoplasmic reticulum membrane
Molecular function (GO): GTPase activity; signal recognition particle binding; GTP binding
Source: RefSeq, a predicted model, not a curated record